CAGUUGAAAUAAUAUUUGAAGCAAAUAUAUGUUUGCUCCAGUUUUGAAGAAGAGGAAACUAGAACUGGUCAUCAUCAGGGAUCUGUGUUAGAUUUCUACAAAUCACAACAAUGAAACUUCAAAUCUUUUUGUUGCAUUUAGCUGCAUUUUUUACUAUCUCGGUAUGCAACCGUGUCUAUGUGCAUCCUUUCACUCUGCUUAUGUACAACAAAACUGAGUGUGAAAAAGUGGAUAGCCAAAACUCCACCACUGAAAAGCUUUUCUUACCCAUUUCCAUUGAAUCAAAAUCUGAGCCUCAAGAGACACCAUUCAAAGACAAAACACCCCCCGCAAGAAAACAGCUUGGACUUACAGGUGUAUUGACACCUUUAAUAGAGUCUGUCGGUUUGCGAGCUUUCAAUGCCUUGAGGAAAAUCAACAAAGAUGGCACUUUGCUUUUGUCCUAUAUUGACAUAUAUUCAUCACUUGUAUCUUUCUACCUUGGUGCAUCUGCAGAAACUUCAGAUGACCUUCAAAGAUUUUUGGGAUUUGAACACCCAUCUGGCAAUGCAGAUUGUCUUUCUAAAAUGAAUGGCCCAAAAGUACUUUCAACCAUCAAGCAAAUAGACAGCCUUUUGUUUUCCAAUGAUGCGAACAUAGAUACACUGAAAAUGGUUUGCAUAUUUGUCUCAAAAGGUGUCCCACUAUUCGAAGAAUUUGUGCAUCACCUGAUUCCUUCUGCUAAUGAACUUCAUGUAAGGUCUGUCGAUUUCACAAAUUCACUCAAGACUACAGAAUUAAUCCAUGAAUUCAUUGAUAAAAGAGUAUUGAAAAAAGGCAAUUUUGUAUUGGAGCCUGUUGAUGGAGCAUCCAACCUUCUCUAUACAAGAUAUAGUAACUUUAAAGGCAAAGUGAGGAAUUCUGUUUCAGUUCUGGAACCUCAAGACUUUUGGAUUCAGCCAAACAAGAAAAUUUCAGUUCCCAUGAUGUCAGUAUCAGGAAUGUUCCAAUAUCAACCUGGUGAUAAAGUGAACCCAUCAAUAUUAAAGAUUCCUCUCAGUGAAAAUGAUUUCUUGUUGCUGGUGCAACCAGACAAUGAAAAGUCUCUUGAGGAUAUAGAGUCUACAUUUUCUAUGGAUACAUUUCCAAAGUGGCUGAAUAAGUUAUCAGACAGGAAAAUAAAUCUAGUGUUGCCGAAGUUGACAAUCAAAAGUACUUAUGAUAUCCAAGAAAUUCUUACUGAAAUACAACUGCCAACCCUUCUUGGGAGAACAGCAAAUUUCAGCAAAAUAAGUAAUUUAGACAUUCAUGUUGGAAAGAUUAUAAAUCAAGUUCAUUUGGAAUUGGAAGAAAGUGCCAUGGGCACAAAUGAAGCCAGAGAUCUCUCUUUGAAUGAAGAUGAUAUAGAAGCUCUGAACAUAAAAUACAACAAGCCAUUUUUUCUGGCUGUUUUUGAAGGAACCACUAAGGCGUUGAUGUUUUUUGGUAGAGUGAUAAAUCCUGAGAAUGCCCUUUAAGAUUUAGCAGAUUGUUUAAAGUCCAGAUCAACUGAAAUUAUUGUAGGACACAGACUUGCCCAAAGCUGCCUUCUUUGAGUAUUUUUAUCCUAUUCUUGUGUGUAACUGGGUGGCUCUAAGGAGUAAACAAUACAAAAACACCAAUAAGCAGCAUUGGCUUAAAUUUCCUAAAUUUAAAGCCAAGUAUUCUAAACGUAGUAAAUCUUUACAUAAUUAAAAACAAAGCUAUUAUUAUCUUAACAGCAAGCUGAACUAUUUCAAAGCAAAUGAACCAUUAAAAGGAAAAUAUUAAAACUGUACCUUUUAACCAAUAUUUGUUUCAAUGAGUCAUUUUAAAAUAUGAAUGACAGAUGUGUUGACAAAAAAGAUCACACUUUCUCACAUUUAAUAUGUAUAUUAACAUUAUACCUACCUGGUAAUUUGCCAGAAAUGUUAAAGCCAGGUUUUGAUGGUUAGUCCCUUGCAGGCAGGGAAAGUAGCAGGGAGUAGGUGGAAGUGUGUGGUGAACCGGUGGUCUUCAAGAACCUUGUAGACCUGGUUCCUCUGCCAUAUCUGUAGUGCUGCAAAUCUGGCAAGUACCCAGAUACAAAUGUACAUUCAAGUAUUGUAUUAUUAGCAUCAUAUUUUUAUUGUAGUGUUUGUUACCUUUAUUGUGGUUUUUAUCAUAAUAAAAACAAAAAUCUGAUUGUAUCACAAUUAUAUAAAAAACUUAAUAUCUUCCAAUGGACAGUUUAUGUAUUCUUGAAUUCAACAUUUCAAGAUAGACUAUCACCCUUGCAGACCUCUCUAAUAAUAGCUUCCUAUGAACCUA
Spea bombifrons (plains spadefoot toad) is the source of this 2307-nucleotide messenger RNA. RefSeq names its product angiotensinogen (gene AGT). The transcript is spliced from 5 exons. Gene Ontology annotation, biological process: regulation of systemic arterial blood pressure by renin-angiotensin. Lineage: Eukaryota; Metazoa; Chordata; Amphibia; Anura; Pelobatidae. The record is from RefSeq and is a predicted model, not a curated record. Gene Ontology annotation, molecular function: serine-type endopeptidase inhibitor activity. The coding region runs from base 111 to 1496 and encodes 461 amino acids.